AUGUUUACAGCUAACUUUAAAUAUCAAUAUUGUUCUCAUUCUUUUUCAAGCCAUAAUGCAUAUGCCCAACAUGUAAAUCUAUAUAUUGUUAAGUAUGAUAUUAGUACAGAAGAAUUCAACAAUUCCAAUGAUUUCAAUAAUGAAAUUUCAGAAAUGAUUUCAGAAGUCACUGAUAUGGUAGUAGAUAGUGAAAAUAAUGAAAAUAGUGAAUAUAGUGAAUAUAGUAAAAAUAGUGAAGAUAGUGUAAAUAGUGAAAGACAAGAAGAAAUGACAUCAAGUUUCAAAAUGAGAGAAAAUUCACAAGAUCUUCAAAAGUAUAAUGGUGAUGUUUCAUUAAUAUCACUUUCAAUUUCAAAAAGAUAUGAAAAUUUACCUUCGAGUUUACAAAGUUUUGAAGAAUCCAAAAUUAAAAAU
Diversispora eburnea is the source of this 414-nucleotide messenger RNA. The record is from the annotation of a GenBank genome assembly. Lineage: Eukaryota; Fungi; Glomeromycota; Glomeromycetes; Diversisporales; Diversisporaceae.